UAGUUAUCAAUUCGUCGCUCAGCCUUCGUUAGCUGUUGCCGAAUGAUUCCAUCCCAACUAUUUCAGUCUCGAAUUAAAGUCGCCAUAGUGUGGUUUGCUUUAAGUUGUUGUACAGUUUCCGACACAUAAAAAGAGAAAUUAAUUAAACUGCAGAUUACAAAGUCAAAAUGGUCAUUAAUUUUGCCGCUGGACCAGCUAAAUUACCGGAAGAGGUGCUGAAGGAAGCGCAAGCUAAUUUACUAAACUGCAAUGGAACUGGCAUUUCCAUAAUGGAGAUGUCUCAUCGUUCACCAAAUUACGGCGUUUUUCAUGAAUUAGCCCUAAGAGAUUUACGGGAACUACUUAACAUUCCAACUAACUAUAAAAUUCUACUUUUGCAAGGCGGUGGCACUGGCCAAUUCGCUGCAGUGUGUUUCAAUCUAAUGGGACGAACCGGCGUGGCUGACUAUGUUGUAACCGGCUCUUGGUCCGCCAAGGCAGCAAAAGAAGCUGAACAAUAUGGCAAAGUCAAUUUCGUAGUACCGAAAGUGCAGAAAUACACCACUGUGCCCGCACAAGAUACGUGGAAGCUUGAUCCCAACGCCUCCUAUGUUUACUACUGUGACAAUGAGACUGUCGAUGGUGUGGAAUUUGAUUUUGUGCCAGCGCUGACAAAUGGUGUGCCACUAGUUUGCGACAUGUCUUCGAAUUUUCUUUCACGUCCCAUUGAUGUCAAAAAGUUUGGUUUGAUCUUUGCCGGCGCACAAAAAAAUGUUGGACCAGCCGGCGUAACGAUAGUUAUCGUGCGAGAAGAUCUAAUUGGCCACCACAUGAAAGUCACGCCAUCGAUUUUGAACUUUGAACAAAUGGCUAGAAACGAUUCACUUCUCAAUACGCCUCCAACGUUUUGUAUUUACGUUAUGGGACUCGUAUUCAAAUGGAUUAAGCGUAACGGUGGUGUCGCAGGUAUGACUAAAAAUGCUGCAACAAAAUCAAAGCUGAUCUACGAUGUAAUCGAGAAGUCGAAUGGUUUCUACAGUUGUCCGGUGGAGAAGCGCGUGCGCUCACGAAUGAAUGUACCGUUCCGUAUUGGAAGUGUCGAAGGUGUUGAUGCCUUGGAAAAAAAAUUCCUUGCUAAGGCGGAGUGUCAAGGCAUGAUUCAAUUGAAAGGACAUCGUUCCGUGGGCGGUAUAAGGGCGUCACUUUACAACGCUAUUACAGUGGACGAGACUGAGCAGUUGGCUAAACUCAUGACAGAAUUCUUCCAAAAUAAUAAAACUCAAAAUUAGACAUAUAUAUGUAACAUAUGAUGUUUAUAGUAGAUCAAUAAGUUGCAAACAAAUCAAAUCCUCUUCGCAUUAUUUAGUAACUAUUUUUGUAUGACUAUACGCUAAGUUUUUUUUUUGCUACUAAAGAGAAUGAAUUAUUUUUUAUGGUAAAAACUUAUUAAUGGUAGAGCCUCUAAUAAAGUGAUUUUGUCAGUUUACGAAA
Molecule: messenger RNA, 1470 nt
Organism: Rhagoletis pomonella (apple maggot)
Lineage: Eukaryota; Metazoa; Arthropoda; Insecta; Diptera; Tephritidae
Product: probable phosphoserine aminotransferase
Exons: 3
Coding region: 168-1268 (366 amino acids)
Biological process (GO): L-serine biosynthetic process
Cellular component (GO): cytoplasm
Molecular function (GO): O-phospho-L-serine:2-oxoglutarate transaminase activity; pyridoxal phosphate binding
Source: RefSeq, a predicted model, not a curated record